Messenger RNA from Parnassius mnemosyne (clouded apollo), 1548 nucleotides. The record is from the annotation of a GenBank genome assembly. NCBI's taxonomy places the organism in Eukaryota, Metazoa, Arthropoda, Insecta, Lepidoptera, Papilionidae.
AUGGAUAGUGAUAAAGAUAAAUCGAUAGACAGAAGUGAUGGAAGUGAUUCGGAAGUCAUACGUAUAUGUGAAUUAGAACUAAAGCAAAUUGAAGAUCGAAGAAUAACUCGUGUGGCUAAAAUGGAACAGGCGAACUCUGGGUUCACUACCCGAAAAUCUGAAGUGAGAUCGGAGAAGAGAAAAGCACGUGAAGAAGAUACAAACAGCGAAGAUGAUUAUGUGACAGUUGAGAAAAGAAGACCGAAACGACUCUUAAGAAGUAUUUCAACAGGACAGGGACAAAAGACAACAUCGAAAGAAAUCGGAUCUAAAUAUGAGGUUUGUGUUACAUCAUUUAAAGAAUUACCAAAACAAAUGGCGUUAGCUAAAUUAUUACGAAGUGAGAAUAUUCAGAAUAUUGAAACAAUCAAAUAUAAGUCUCCUUUCAAAGUUUUGAUUUGUUUUCAAAGUGAUAAUGAUGCGGAAAAAAUGAUUAGUUGUAAAAAAUUUCAAGAUUUAGAGUACAAAUGUCAAAAAACGUUUGAAACCACGGUUUCUUAUGGAUUGAUCAGAGGUGUGGAUUUGGAGUUUACUGAGGAAGAUAUUUUAGCAAUUUUGAAAAGUGAUAUCAAAAUAUUGGCGGUAAGACGACUUAAACGACUAGAUUUAAAUAGCAAGUGGGUCGAAAGUGAAACUGUAAGGAUAUGCUUUCAAGGCACUAUUUUACCUCCUUAUGUCACGGCAUAUGAGUAUAAUUUCAAAGUGGAAAACUACACUUUUCCAGUAACACAAUGUACCGGAUGCUGGAAAUUCGGACAUAUUAUUAAAGCAUGCCCGACUAAAAAAAUCUUAUGUCCAAAAUGUGGUAGUACAGAACACAUAAACUGUGAUCUAAAAACAUACAGGUGCCUCAAUUGUAAAGGAUUACAUUUCGUUUUGGAUAAAAGUUGCCCUAUGUAUCUCAAAGAAAAAGAAAUACGUAUCACUAUGAGUAAGGAAAAUAUAACUUACAGAAAAGCUCUACAAAUGAUUAUAAAUAAAAGUCAAAUAGAAAUGAGCGAAAACUUAAAUAUGCACUCUAAAAAUACUUUUGUCAAUCAAGAGAUGACAGAACAGCCUACACAAGUAUGGGAAAACCGUGGCUCUCGAAGUUAUAGUCAGGUUGUUGCUGACGCUCAAGUUCAUAAUGAAAAUAAUCAAGAACCAGCCUCAGAGGAAGGAAAAACACCUUUAGAAACAAAUAAAAAGGAAAGGAAAGAAAAGAAAAAACAAAGACAAAGAAAAGAAAAGAAAAAAAUAAAUAUGAUAGAAAAUGAUAUUGAGUUUAAGGAAGCGGAAGAAGAAAGCCAAAAAAGUACUUCAGACGAAGAAGAAAUGAGUGAAAAAACAGUUGAUUUUAAGGGACUCUUAUUAAAAAUUCAUUCUAUUUGGUACUCUAGGAAAAGUUAUGAGGAUAAAGUUUUUGCGGUUUUCGUGGCUAUUUUUAAAGUAAUUAAAACAUUUGUGAGUAGUUUAAUAUCGGGACGAAAAAUUUAUGAAACAGUUUUAAAUUAUAUGAAUCAUGGAUAG